Molecule: messenger RNA, 390 nt
Organism: Durusdinium trenchii
Lineage: Eukaryota; Dinophyceae; Suessiales; Symbiodiniaceae
Source: the annotation of a GenBank genome assembly
GGUGGUGGCGUGUUUGAUCCUGAGUCGGGUCUGAAGAUUGCCGACUUUGCCGGCUCGAUUGGUGCCAACAAGCUUUUGAACACCAUGAGCAUGACCCAAGCAUUCCGACUUCAGCCGAUCAAGAUGUCUUCAGACCUCAUAGCGCAGCUUCAUGCGGUCGCCACGAAACUGGAGACUCUGGCAGGGAGGCUUCAGGAGCUUGUCAAAAAGGGAAAGAACAAAACGUCACACUACAAGGACAUCAUUUUGGAGGUGGACAAGGUCUCCAAGACAUGCAAAGAGCGUAUCGAGUUGGGGAAAGCCCUUGUGAGAGCCAGUGAGAAGGCAUCUGGUUCCAAGGGGUCUGCAAAAGGCAAGGCGGCGCCAAAGGCUAAGCCUAAAGACCCUUGA